UCGCCGCCAAAUUUAAGACAACAAGCCGUCCUUCUCGCCAGCUGCAGCUGAUCACAAAGUGCUCUCCUUAAUUAGCCGGCCUAGUUUAGGUGGGAAUAUCCAGUCUUUGAAGAUGCCUGCUAUACCGAAGAGACCCUGCCCCGACCCAAUGAAUGUCUCCAUGGAGAAGAGAAUAAGGCGCAUUUCUAUAGAAGGCAACAUAGCGGCGGGCAAGUCUACCUUUGUGCGCCUCCUGGAGCAGGAGAACGCCGAAUGGGAGGUAGUACCGGAACCCAUCGCUAGAUGGUGCAAUGUCCAAACAACAAAGAGCGACUUUGAGGAGCUGACCACGUCUCAGAGGAGCGGCGGGAACGUGUUGAAGCUGAUGUACGAGAAGCCGGAGAGGUGGGCCUACACCUUCCAGAGCUACGCCUGCAUCAGCCGGGUGCGAGCCCAGAUCAGAUCUGCAAACGGAAAGCUGCGAGAGGCCGAGGACCCCGUGCUGUUCUACGAGAGAUCCAUCUACAGUGACAGGUACAUCUUUGCAGGCAACCUGUAUGAGAACGAGUGCAUGAAUGAGACUGAAUGGUCCAUUUACCAGGACUUGCAUAGCUGGCUUCACAACCAGUUUGGCAAGCAGAUUGAGCUCGACGGCAUCAUUUACCUCAGAGCUUCACCAGAGAGAUGCUUGGAGCGGUUGCACAAGAGGGGAAGAGAGGAGGAACAGGAUAUCCCCCUGGAAUACAUGGAGAAGCUCCAUUACAAGCAUGAGAGCUGGUUGCAGAAUAAGACCAUGAACAUGGAGUUUGAGUAUCUCAGCGGCGUGCCCGUCCUGACCUUGGACGUGAACGACGAUUUUAAACAAGACGAUUCCAAGUGCGCCGGCAUGAUUGAGAAGGUGAAGGAGUUCCUGAGCACAUUGUGAUGGAAAAAUGUAUCUGGUGCCGAAGGGGAAACACGUUCCUGGAAAAUUAAGAACAAUGAAAUAACCCAACAAUUAUCACCUCUUUUUAUUACAUUGUGUAAAUGAUCUGAAAAUCUGCACUUGUUUUAUUUUUUUUAAGUCUUGCUGUUUUCUACUUUUUAUGUAUUUUCUAAAAUGAAAUGAGAUUAGAGGUCCAUCCUUUUAUUAAAGGCUGUAAACAUCUAAUA
Messenger RNA from Fundulus heteroclitus (mummichog), 1131 nucleotides. It is a transcript of the gene dck, whose product is annotated as deoxycytidine kinase. The transcript is spliced from 7 exons. The coding region runs from base 113 to 904 and encodes 263 amino acids. Gene Ontology annotation, cellular component: cytoplasm; mitochondrion. The record is from RefSeq and is a predicted model, not a curated record. Gene Ontology annotation, biological process: nucleobase-containing compound metabolic process. Gene Ontology annotation, molecular function: deoxycytidine kinase activity; ATP binding. Lineage: Eukaryota; Metazoa; Chordata; Actinopteri; Cyprinodontiformes; Fundulidae.